AUGUCCACCAUAAUCCCCUGGAUUCGCAACCUCUUUGGAGACGGGACCAGCCUCACGCGUCCCUUGACUAAGGUAGCCAUCAUCGGCCUUACAGAAGCCGGUCAACGAGCUCUGCUUGAGCGUCUCAGCGACACGCCCAUUUCCCCAGUGACGAUAAACGGCUGCCAUGCGGCCUGGCAGGGCAGCAGUAAGACACUUGGACUUGCGCUCAACGCUGUAGAAGUGGGAAUAGAUGGAUUUCGCAACUGGCGGGUCUCUGUUGCGUCGUUGUACACGGACGCGGAUGCCCUGAUCGUCGUGGUCAACAUUCUCCACUCAAUUCGUCUGGAGGAGCUACGAUGCGAACUUGACUCUAUAGUCAACGGAAGAUGGGAACGUGGAGAGAUCCAGACUUACUAUAUCGCCAGGAAGGGUAUUCCGUGGCUUGUGCUUGCGAACUUUGAAGAUCAAAUGGUGGACGAAGAGAGGGCAAAAGAACAGGUUGCCUCGCUGGGUCUAGAUGGAAUGGAUCUUGAUUGGUCACUUCACCCCAUCUCGACGGCCACUGGACAGGGUGUCGCGGAGUCUAUUCAGUGUUUGACGCAGACCCUCGAGUUGAAUGUGAAAAGCACAAAGCCGUGA
Aspergillus saccharolyticus JOP 1030-1 is the source of this 621-nucleotide messenger RNA. RefSeq lists its product as uncharacterized. The coding region runs from base 1 to 621 and encodes 206 amino acids. NCBI's taxonomy places the organism in Eukaryota, Fungi, Ascomycota, Eurotiomycetes, Eurotiales, Aspergillaceae. The record is from RefSeq and is a predicted model, not a curated record. The transcript is spliced from 3 exons. Gene Ontology annotation, molecular function: GTPase activity; GTP binding.